GUCCCGGGGUUUGUGAACCCGGUGAUGGACCGGGAAGGAACAGUCACGCGGCGGCGGUCGUCGCUGCUGCCGUGGCUGUUGCUCCUGUGGUCAAGGUUGGCUCUGGGCACCCUGUCCUUCGGCAGCAGCCCUCACAGGAUGCUCCACGACCUCCUGUCGGAGCAGCAGUUGCUGGAGGUGGAGGACCUGUCCCUGUCUCUGCUACAGGGUGGAGGGCUGGGGCCACAGUCGCUGCCCCCGGGCCUGCCGGAUCUGGACCCCGAGUGUCGGGAGCUGCUGCUGGAUUUCGCCAACAGCAGCGCUGAGCUGACCGGGUGUAUAGUACGCAGCGCACGGCCCGUGCGUGUCUGUCAGACCUGUUAUCCUCUCUUCCAACAGGUCGCCAGCAAGAUGGACAACAUCAGCCGAGCCGUGGGGAAUACUUCAGAAAGUCAUAAUUGUGCCAGAAGUCUCUUAAUGACAGAUAGAGUGCAAAUACUUGUGAUUCUCUCUGAGUUUUUUAAUUCCACGUGGGAGGAAGCAAACUGUGCAAAUUGUUUAACAAACAACAGUCAAGAAUUAUCAAACAGCACAGCAUAUUUCCUCAGUCUGUUUAAUCAGACCUUGACCUGCUUCGAGCAUAACCUUCAGGGAAGCUCACACAGUCCUCUACAGCCAAGAAAUUACUCAGAAGUAUGCAAAAACUGCCUCGAAGCAUACAAAAAUCUGAGUAGUCUGUACAAUGAAAUGCAGAAAAUGAACGAACGUGAGAAUAAGGCUGAGCCUGGAACACAUUUAUGCAUCGAUGUGGAAGAUGCAAUGAACAUUACUCGAAAGCUUUGGAGUCGGACUUUCAACUGUUCGGUCCCCUGCAGCGACACCGUGCCUGUCAUCGCUGUUUCUGUGUUCAUUCUCUUUCUGCCUAUUGUCUUCUACCUUAGUAGCUUUCUUCACUCAGAGCAAAAGAAACGCAAGCUCAUUUUACCCAAACGUCUCAAGUCCAGCACCAGCUUUGCGAACAUUAACGAAAAUUCAAACUGAAACGUACAAAAUGGAGAUCUGACACUGUAUCAUGCAGAUGAAGGGCGGAAGAUACGACUUGGUCAAAAAGAAGAUAAACUGUGAUUUGACACGUCAAGUUCUUAAGAAAUGCAAGGACUUCAGAUUUAUUUUUAAAUAAGAAUUUUCAGUUUUUCUUUGCUUUUCCACCCUGUUGUUUUUUUUAAGGGUUUGGCUAUUUUAAUUUCCAGGCAUAGCAAUGUUGUCUAUUUUAAGGUAUAUUUGUUAUAAUAACUCCAGAUGCAAGAACAGUCUCUAUUUUAUUUUCUAGGUAUAUUAUUAUUUGAGAUUUCUGGUAUCUCCUUAUUAACAAAAAUAUCUCAAAUAGCAAAGUUUUUGAUAACUAUCAUUUAAAAAUUAAUCAGUUACAGCAAAGACUUUGAGAGGGACAAUGUACGCUUACCAAAAAGUCCAAGGAUUAAAUUAAUUUAAAUUACUCUCCAUUACAGUAUUAUUGUUAUAUAUAUUUAAUAUGUCACAAAUUGCAUAUAACUCAAUCUCUGGUUUCAUUAAAGUCAUUU
Molecule: messenger RNA, 1559 nt
Organism: Loxodonta africana (African savanna elephant)
Lineage: Eukaryota; Metazoa; Chordata; Mammalia; Proboscidea; Elephantidae
Gene: OSTM1
Product: osteoclastogenesis associated transmembrane protein 1
Exons: 6
Coding region: 25-1020 (331 amino acids)
Biological process (GO): osteoclast differentiation
Cellular component (GO): cytosol
Source: RefSeq, a predicted model, not a curated record